Cephus cinctus (wheat stem sawfly) is the source of this 7864-nucleotide messenger RNA. RefSeq lists its product as uncharacterized. Bases 2026 to 4947 code for a protein of 973 amino acids. The record is from RefSeq and is a predicted model, not a curated record. NCBI's taxonomy places the organism in Eukaryota, Metazoa, Arthropoda, Insecta, Hymenoptera, Cephidae. Gene Ontology annotation, molecular function: chromatin binding. The transcript is spliced from 9 exons.
GCAUGUUGAGCAGUGCUCAAGCACGCAGAGGGACAACGCACACCUGACAGUUCCUCAGUCCCUCACGAGUGGUCGAGAAAGACGAACGUGCCGCUAUAGAUACAAAAUGCUGACUACGCGUCUGCUUAAUUCCUUUUUCCUGCAGUUCCUAACAAUCUUCAAUCUGUUACCCUACUGGAUCUAGUUACUCCCUACGUAUGUAUAUACAGUGCGCGAGCUGUCAAGGUUAAGAAAAAGCGGUGAGACUAAGAAAAUUUGUUUGCCGGCGAAAAGUGACGUGUGAUACAACAUAACCUACAAGGAUAACGUGUAAUUCUCUCUAUUUGGUUAUAUAUAUUUUUGUACCUUGUGAGUCAGUCUGUGCAUACGUGGGUACCUUUAACCUUCCGUAAUACGAACGUUGAUAAUCCACUGUCAAGCACGACGACGAUGACCAUUGACGUCACAGUAUCUUCUUGCGUGACGCGGAACGUGUUGGCAUGAUGCGCGCGCGAUAUUUUCACAGCGUCGUGUUAGUAGCCCGUGAGAAUCGCCGCAUCGUUCCUCGAAUGCGGAUUACAGUACUCCUGGUGUUAUGACUACAGAUAGCGUCGUUGCCUUGAGCAUCCGGAAGCCUCAGAUCGCAUGUUUAACGCGGGUUACGAGACUUGGUUGUCGCAUUUCGACAGCGUCUUGUCUACCGUCAAGACCUCGAAUCACGGAGUCCUGAGAUUUCGGCUGCUGCUCCGUCGACUCGCGGCACUUCGGGAAUACUCGAGAGGCUCUCAGGAGUUCACGUCGCGGAUGGAUGGACUAUUUCGUUCUUAAGUGAUCGUUCGGUGGUGUCACUUCACUCGACAGUGAAUCUACGAGACGAGUGCCAGUACUGUUCGUUGACCACGUGAAACGUCUCGCGCCUAAAUUCAAACCUGCUAACCGUUUUCUUUCAAUGCGAUCUGUUGUGUACUGCGAAGUGUUGAAUUAAUGUUUCGUUUUUUUUUUUUUAAAAAGUGAUUGUCGAAAACUUUCGUUUGCGUCUAUUAGACCUUGUUAAUCGUAUCGGAGAUUCGUGCCGGCUUGGAUUACAGUUACGACUGUACGAAUCACACAUGGCCAAGUCCAUACAGUGUAAAGCACUCGAGGAAACGUAACGUGACGCGAUACGGAUAAAGUACCAGGACGAUACGCAAUAGAGUGGAACGAGCGAGUGAGGGCUCUUUCAUUUUCUCGUUAAUACUCGAACGGCAAUAUAUCGAUCGAUUAUCGUGGCUCGGAUCGAUAUCUAAGAGCGUUUCACGCGGUGUCCCCGUUAUUUCGAUCGCAGGAAAAAACGGGUAAAUAUUGACUGUAUUAUUUCUUAAUUCGCGAUUACACGCUUCGAUUCCGCGUGGUAUUGAUUCACGAGUGUUUAAAGGAUGAAACGCGGCAAGAAUUCAUAGCGAUCCCGAAGACGACAUCUUCAUCGAGAAAAUCAUAUCGGAGAGUCGAAAUUUCGUCGUGCAUCACGACGUCGGUUCUUCGUGGUUGCGCCGCGUGAAUAUACGCGGGCAUUUACAAACGUGUAUACGCCUGCCCUUGAUAUACGUAUAUUAUCAGUGUCUUCUAUUAACGUGCGUGAGUGACGGUCACGCAUGUGCAGUGUAACGUAUAGAAAGGAUCGUCAGUCCCCUACUUGGUCCAAAGGAGUGUAUAGCAUAUCAGGGAUCCAUUGGAGGUUAGGAUUAAGUAAUAUAGGGCGGAGAGUGAACGUGUGUGAUCUUGAUAAUAAUAAAGGGACGUAACAAGAAGAGUAAAUAGUUGUAGAAUACCGCGAGUGAUAUGGUGCGUACGUAUAUAUAAUAUAUAUUUUUUAAAUAAAUUUUCCUAAAAGGUUACCGUGUGGUGGCGGUGUUGCGUCGUGACGCUCCCGCGAGACAUUGCGAGAUAUUUUGAAGAGAAUUUUAAAGAAAAGAAGAAAGACCACAGUGCCGAUACAUACCUAUAGAAAUAAUAUUUCAUGGGAUUGCGUAUGCUAUCUCUUAUUAUACAUUUUCGUAUAUACGAUAUAUGUAUCAUAUAUUUUUGGAUUUCCUGUUGAAAUACGAACGCGACAUGAUUUUGGCGGGUUAUUAUCAGCCGGCUGGACCACUGAUACAGCAUCCUCCUACAUUACCUCCGGUGAAAGGACCCCCACCGGAACCAACCCCGACGCCGCCUCAAAAUUCCGAAGGUUCCGAUGACCUAGUUGCAACUUCCACGACGUCCGGAGGAACCAGUAGCUCAGGGAACGGCGGUUUCUACAGAUCGUACUGUCCACAAUAUUAUGGCACGCCUCCGCAGUAUCAGGAACUGUGCUAUCCACCGACGUACUCCCAUCCCCAUCCGCAUCCGCCUCCGUACUACAAGUACGCACCGACGUACAGAAGAACCCUGUUUCUUCCUAGGCAGUACUAUGGAUACCAGGAAUCCGGCGGAGCGGGUGGACCCGGUGGAGGAGGCGCCGUCGGGGGUCCCGGCGUUGUGGAGUAUCAGCCACCACCUCCGUCAGCUGAAUAUCCGCCACCCCCGUAUUACGGUGGUUACCCACCGCCGCCGCCGCCACCGCCGCCUCCAAAUCCAGCAUAUCUGCACACUCAGGGGAGACCGUUCGUAGACCAUGCAGCUUUCCAAGGUUGCCCAUGCCCGAUGCAGUCAUGUCCAAAAAACGUGGAUACUGGGCCCCUUAUUGGUAAUGGUAAGGGAGCGCCAGUGGUAUCAGGGCCCGGUCUGUCAUUGCCACCCAGUGCUUUGGUAGGGCCGCCCUCACCAGCUAGGGGGCUAGCUGGGCUAGCUCCUCCACAUGGUGCCAAUGCCUGGGAUACGGAUCGCGUCCAAAUCAACACUCACCGCAACCUCAAUCAGAACCAACCUCCGCUAGCGCCUACGCAUAGCUUGCCUGGUGGGCCGCAUGUUCAUCCACAGAAUUUGGACUGCAGGACCAAGGACGAGAAGACUUGUCAGGACGAUAAGCUGAGGAAGUGUAGUUGUCAGAAACAUGCGUGCACUUCGACCUGCGAGGUCAAAAUGGAAACUCUGUCGCCGACUGAUAAGUUGACCGUGACCACGUGCCCGACCUCGAAACUUCGUAAUUUCAAACUUGAGAAUAAUAACGUUAAGUGCGAAUCCUGCAGUGUGGCUUCCGUCGGGGAGAAUCUACCUUGUGCAGCAAACUGUGAGGUGAAAUGCGAAUCGGGAUACAAGUGUGAGAUUAUCAAGUGCGAACAGUGCAUGAAAGAGGGACAGAUGACUAUAUUAGAGAUCGACAAGGACUCGGGAAUUCUCAUGAUCGACGACAAGCUCGAGACUGAACCUGACGUCAAGGAGGAGAUGAACGACGUCGUCGUUAUUGAAAAUGAGAACUGGAAGAAGCCGGAUUACGAGUCUACGGUGCAGGAAACUGUCGAGGAUAAGGAAACCAGUGACGUCAGCACACUGGUACCGGAGGAGCAGGAGCAGCCUAGGUGUCAAAAAGUGACCAAGAGGAAACUAUCCUUGGACAGUUUGUCGGAUAAUAUAAAGAAACGAAAGGUGAAUAAAAGGACAUUGUCAGUGGGUUCGGCGAGAGAUUUAAAUUGUAGCGAUCCAACCUCGAGGUUGACCAUUCCUACGGAAAGUCUUGUGGAGGCUGUGGAACGCGUUGGCGAGCCUUGUACCACCAAGAAGAAGCAGACCAAGAAGGAAGUUCCGAAUCAGAAACGCAAGACUGAAGGUUCCAGUCCUUGCGAGACACCAGCCAAGAAACCUAAGAGUUCGAAGCAGACGGUCGGCGUUGGCUGUAUCUCGAAUUGCCUGAAGAAUCCUGCAAGCGAAACCUCCAUUAUGGAGACGAUUAACAACGUGAUCCAGCAGAGUCUGCAGAUGACGCAGAGGAAGGAUCGGAAAAUUAAAAGUGACGAGCGAAUCGACAAGAAGAAGAGCGUCAAUUUAAUCUCCGCCACGUUAAAGAAGGUCACCAAGAAGAUGGAUCAGGUUAAGGCGGCGGUGUCGGAGAAACUAAACUUCGCCAAGUGCGAGACGAAGUUCGUUCAGCCGAAGAGCAGCAAGGUCGACGCCAAGUCGAAGACUAAGACGCAGGAUGCCAAAUCUAAGACUAAAGUUAAAGCAAAAAUUGUAGAGGUCAAAUGCAAGGUUUUGGAUUCGAAAUCCAAAGUUCAGGAUCUCAAGUCCAAGGAUACACCUAAGAGGCACGAGAUCCAGAUCUCCAAGCCUAAGGUCUCUGAGAUAUUCGAGGAAUCUAAAAAGGCCUGCCUGGUGAAGAAGAGGCGUAAGAGUACAAAAAAGACGAGUAAGACGAGUAAGAAAUCCUGCAAAAUGGAGGACAGUUUACCGGCCGAGGAGAACCUGUCGCUUAUAAGGAAACCCUAUUUGAAACCCAAAUGGAGUAACGGCUGGAGCUGGGAAGGCGAGUCGUACGAGGCUAAAGUUUACCUAACAAACGAGGAGUCGGCCAUUAGACGAUGCUACACGAUUAUGAAGCACGAGAGUGGCGACGUAUUACGACCUCGAGAUUGCGUCCUCCUCAAAAGUGGUCCAAGAAAAGCGGAUUUACCGUUUGUUGCGAAAAUCGCUGCUCUCUGGGAAAAUCCAGACGACGGUGAGAUGAUGUUCUCCUUACUCUGGUACUACAGACCGGAACACACGGAACAAGGACGCACGGAAUACGACACAGAGGAUGAGGUCUUUGCUUCUCGCCAUAGAGAUGCCAAUAGUGUUGCCUGUAUAGAGGAUAAAUGUUACAUUCUCACCUUUAACGAGUACUGCCGGUACCGCAAAAAUUUAAGAAGAAUCGAGGAAGGCCUUGAAAGUCCUGGCUUGAUAGUUCCACGUGGCGAUCAAGUUUAUCCCAGGGAGCAUAGACAGCCUCCAAUUCCAGUACCUUCCGAUAUGGUACUCUUCUGCCGUCGCGUGUACGAUUAUCGCGGUAAAAAGCUCGUGAAGAAUCCCGGAUGACUCGACUUCCUCUAAGACACUUCGAGAUAGGAACCAAUGGAAAUGCACAAAACUUUGCGGAACCAUGUUUAAACUGCGCGCAGAUCUCUCUUCGGUCGGUAGGGGGGCAAGAAUAAAAUGGACGUCAUCAAAUCAUCAACGAUUCGUCGCGAUUUCGUCGAAAUCUCAAGGACACAAACGACCACAUUCAUUCCAUUGGGAUGUAAAUUCAUCCUGAUAAUAAUCAGUGCAACAACGUUCACGUUGCUUCCGAAGAGAAGAAGAAACAAACCGAAAAAUUACCAAGCCGCCGGAAAUCGCGAGGAAUCGGCCGCGACGCUCUAUCAACGUCUAAGAAGUUGCACGGAGGUAGGCGUCGGCGUCGAGACGGCAAUCGUAACAUUAAAUCGACGCCAUCAUCGUCUCGUCUGUGUAAGGUUCGCAGGAGAAUUUCUUUCCUCGCUAAUUUUUCCAAAGAUAGUAAUUUUCUAAAAGGUACUUUAAAAAAAAUUGUAAUAAUAAUAUUAAUAAUAAUAAUACACGGCGAACGACGAUGGCUACGGUUAACAUGAAAAACCGUACAGAUUGUCAUCGCGUCGAUGGCGACUGGCUUAAAUAAUAAAUUUAAAGCCGCCACGUUCUCCAUCCCGUCGUCGAAAAAUUCUCAUAUGACGACCGUCACGGCUUCCACUACGCGCAGAGACGAUUUUUCUAGCGAGUUCGGUGGAUUUCCUUAAUUUUAUAGAGAAGAACGUAAAAGAGAGCGAGAAAGAGAGUAACGAUAUUUUUUUGCGAGAUAGCGUUUACAAGUUUAAAGUGAAAAUAUUUUUCACAUAGCAAAAACAGGAGCAUGCGUUGUUGAGGAGACCUUGGAGCAGUUUCAAAUAGGAUUGUCAAGGCGCAGUCAUACGAGAUGACAGAAGAGCAUAUUUUCUUUAUUUUUAUUUUUUCAAUAGAAACAAUAAUCUCGCCAUGGUAAUUUGACCAGAAAUAGGAAGACAUCUGUCACUCGACUAAUUCUUAUGGUCAGUUCAAGAAUUUUGCUUGAACUGUUGAGUCAAGCAAUAGUAAUCCUCGUUGAAUCAGUAUCCGAAGCGCCUCAUUACAUAACUGUGCGAUCCACCUCCUAUGGCCGUGUCAACGAAACUGAAGAGAAAUUAUUUGCGAUCAUUGCGAUGCCUCCGAAUGAAAAGAUAGAAAAAAAUAACAUCAAACUAUUCCGCGGUACGUUCUGUGCCAAUGAUCGUUAAGACUUAAUUUCUCUUACGUUAUCGCCAUUUACUUUCUUGUUUCUCUGUCGUUUCGUUCAUAGAAACUGAUCCCAUAGGCCAUUGCGACCAUGUCGAAAAAAAAGACCACUCUGUACAUUUUAGCGUCUCUACGUGCUUACCGGUAAUUAUGUAAUUUUCAGAUAACGUUCUGCUGAAUCUUACAGUUAAGCCGGCAAAGCACAUCGGCCACUUUGCGUAUACAUUUAUAUUUUUCUUGAUUCUUCUUUUUUUCUCUCUUCAAAUCGGUAUACUUUCAAUUUUUAUUAUAUUUAACCCACGAGGGGUUCAGCGUAAAUCAUGAGUUCAGUUAUUGAUGUACUUCGAGGACCGACGGUAGAACGAAUGUAAUUCCGCACACGUGGGGAAGAACGUUGUUUUUUAUCAUUUACAUUGUUGAAUGGCGGGGUGUUUUGUUAGAUAUAUUAUAUAAAAUUAAUAUAUUGAUUAUAUUAUUUCUAUUAUUAUAUUAUGAUUGCUAUUAUUAUUAUUAUUUAAUAUCUAAUAUAUUGGACGUAGUCUAUAAGUUAUUUCCGAUCGUCUAUGUGUGCAUGAGAGAGAGAGAGAUAAAAGUACGAAGAGCGAAUGAAUUAAUGAACGAAUGACAGAAUUCCUACGAAUGAAGAGACUGUCCGAGAGUCAAGAGUCCGAGAGGAGGACUAGAGAGAAAAGAAAAAAAGAAGAAUUUAAAAGCACUAAAUAGAAAAUGAUGAGAAACGAACAUAUGAAAUAAGUUCGAAAGAAAUCGUCAAUACCAAAAGUUUUCUUUCACUUUGAAAAUCUUUUUAUCGCGAUUUAAUAUAUUUUAUAAUUAAUUUAUUAAUUUAUCAUUAUAACUUAAUUAGGUAAAAUCCGAUAACGGAGUCGCGGUAGUAUUACGAAUGGCGCGUGUAUCGAUUUCCUGGUGGACGUUGACGUGUCCACGUCCACUUCAUAGAGUCUCAGUAACACUAUACGUUUCGUCUGUGGUUUUAAAAUUGUCUGAAAGUUUUAAUGGCUUCUUAUUUUUUAUUUUCCUUAUUCCAAUAACAAUCGAGGUAGCACUCAAGUAUCGAAACUCAAAAAAAUCAUUCCCUACCCAUCAUAAAUGUCCUCGAGAAAGCUGAUCCUCGCACGACGACAUCCCGACGUUCACCAGGAGGCGGAGUUUCCGUUAUUCAUAAUUUUAUAUUUCUUUUUUAACGUAUAAGAAACAAAAUGGGACAAUGUAGUUUUUUAUAAAGAUUCGUCAAAAAGAACGGAGACACCUAAUGGGGGCGACCGUGGGGCUAUACGACCGAUCCGUACAGUGUGGCCCAAAAAGAACGAACUUCAGGAUCCACGUAGACGAGUAUCUGGAUCACGCGAUCUCACGUGACAUCGAAAAAGUGGAGAUGCGAAUAUUCCUAGAAAAUAAAAAAAAUAUAUAUAUAUAUAUUUAAAAAAAAAACGGUUAACAUGGGAACAUUGCACAAAAUUGCAUAUCCUCCGUUCAUUGUACAUAGUCGAUGGAUUUUCUCUCUCAUAGAAGGAAAGAGAAGAAAAGAGAAAGACGAUAAGGAACAAGAAGAAAUCUGUAUCUGGUAUCCGUAACAUCUGAUACGUCAACAUUAAAACUGUAAAAGCGCUCGGUCGUGCGGAUUCCGCGACAGGCAGCGCUGCGUCAGUUUCAGUCAAAAAAGAAAAAAAAA